This is a messenger RNA of Miscanthus lutarioriparius, 1617 nucleotides long. The record is from the annotation of a GenBank genome assembly. Lineage: Eukaryota; Viridiplantae; Streptophyta; Magnoliopsida; Poales; Poaceae.
AUGGAGGCAGCGCGGGAGUCCAUGGCGGCGCUCCUCGACGCCGGCCUCUUCGGGCCCGCCCAAACGCUGGGGUGUUUCCUUGUGUCGUCGGCGGGUGCGGGCAACGAUGCUGGCAUGUCCAUGAAGGUGGAGAGCCUGGUCCAGCAUGGUGAUGCUUUGUAUGGAGAGAAAGAGUUCCGCAGGGCACUGAAUGCGUACAAGCAAGCUAUGCAAUAUAGUAGAAGUAUCCCUAGGCAAGCAACAAGUAACACCAGAAGUGCAGUAUCCGCCAUAGGCCGGUCACCUUCUCCAAAUUCUUCGAAUCUCUUAUCAUUCAAUGAAAAUGAGGUGAAGUUUAAGAUCGCUCUUUGCCAUUCUGCUCUAUGUGAGCACCGUGAAGCACUUCAUGAGAUGGAAGGUAUUCCUUCGAAAGUGAGAACACUGAAAAUGAAUAUGAUGUUAGGGAAGCUUUAUCGAAUAUCAAGAAAUAGCCGUACAGCUGCUGUCUGUUAUAAGGAGUGCUUGAGGCAAUGCCCUUAUGUUUUCGAAGCUAUCACAGCUUUGGCGGAAAUGGGGCUUUCAGCAAAGGAAUUUUCUUUAUUAUUUCCACAAGCACCAAAUAGAGGAGGCAAGGUGCCGGGUGACUUUGUAGAUGCACAACGUUGGUGGAGUCGGUAUGUUGAGGCGCAGUGUUGCAUUGCUUCACAUGAUUAUAAAGGUGGCCUUGACAUAUAUCUAGAACUAAUGCAACGGUUCCCCAAUAAUGUGCAUUUCUUGCUGGAAAUUGCUAAGGUUGAAGCCAUCAUAGGCAGGAAUGAUGAAGCGAUAAUGAACUUUGAGAAGUCAAAAUCUGACUACAUCAAACUGAAUAAGUUGGUAUAUGAUAUGCUGCAUAUUGAUCCUGCAAGGCCAGAGACAUGUGUUGCUCUUGCAGCAAUGUGGGAAAGAAAGGAUGAAAGAAAAGCUUUGACAUAUGCAGAAAAGAGCCUCCGAGUUGAUGACAGGCAUAUAACUGGCUAUAUUAUGAAGGGCAAUCUGCAUCUUUCAUUGAAUCGACCAGAUUUGGCAGUGACAGACUUUAGGGGGGCUCAAGAAUUGAGAGCUGAUCUUCGUUCUUAUCAAGGUUUGGUGCGUGCUUAUCUAGCACUUUCUAAAUGCAAAGAAGCAUUAUUCACUGCACGUGAGGCAAUGAAGGUUCUGCAUCAGUCUGCAAAAGCUCUCAAGCUAGUUGGCGAUGUUCAUGCAAUUAGUUCUAGUGGGAGGGAGAAGGCAAGAAAGUUCUAUGAAUCAGCCAUUCGUCUUGAACCUGGAUUUCUUGGAGCUGCACUGGCCCUGGCUGAUCUGCAUGUUGUGGAAGGACAGAAUAAGGAGGCUGUUAUGCUACUGGAAAAAUAUCUAAGACAAUGGGCAGAUGAUUCUCUACACAUCAAGUUGGCUCAAGUACAUGCGGCAACAAAUAUGCUUUCAGAUGCACUUUCCCAUUAUCAAUCUGCACUAAGAAUAAACCCACAAAAUGAAGCUGCAAAGACGGGAUUGGAGCGCUUGGAAAAACAAAUGAAGGGAGUGGACCCAGAUGCUCCGGAAGAGGAGGAAGAGAAUGAGGAGGAUGAUAUCGAUGAUCGAGAUGAGUUUAUUUGA